AAGCAACAACUAAUCAAAACGGCGUAAAUGUCACUCAACUAGGAAGUGUCUGUUGCCUAACGACCAUUAAUGUUGUAAACAUACUACAUGCAACAUGUCUCGCGAAAAGAGUGUUAAAGUGAAAGAAGUUAUUACUUCUCUCUGUAAAUUACUGUCUGUAUUAAGCGUCGAGUCGAUACCAACAGCUGAGGCAUUCAGGAGAGCCAAAUUCAACAGAAAAGAUGCGGCAGUGGACAUGUGGAGUUUGCUAAGCAGGCUUUUGCAGAAAGCUUUUGCUCUGGAUUGUGCAUGCUGGGACUUCAGAGACCAAGACUAUGAUAUGCAGCUGCUGUUUGUCAGGAGUGCUCUGUGUUACUGUGGCUAUGGGGCCCCGUGGGUGGUGGGGCCCUGGUCCCCCAGUCACAUAAAAGAGGUGCGGAGCCGCGAUUUGCUCCUGGCGUUCGGCUGGGUGCUGUCAUCAGGGAAUCUGCUAGACUUCAUGCUGGCUGAGAAGGUUCAUCAGUUUGACACACUCUCAUCUGCACCAUUGAUCCCCCAAGGUCUAAUACUUGGACAGCCUGACGUAGCGGCACAUGGACCAGGAGAGGAUGCCUCAGUGAAGAAGCACCCGGUACUACAGGCACUGCAGUGGGAGUAUGGGAAACUCAGACUUCAGUGGAAGAGCUUACUCUCAGCCCAAGAGGAGAGGUCCAAAUUCACCCAUAGGGUUAUCUCCAGUAUCAGCCCCUCUGCUGUCUGUCAGCCUCACAUCACUGGUUCCCAUCACAGCAACACGACAUCAACUGCUCUUGACAAGGAGCUGGAGCGGAUACAAGCGUUGAAUGGAAUUCUGGAGGCGUAUCUGGAUUGGAAAUGCCACGAACCUUUAUUCUGGUGCUGGAUGGACAGCGUGAUCGACAGCUCCCUCGCUGAUGCGUCCGAGGUCGAUCUUGCCGAUUGGCCACCAGGGGAGCGGGCUGUCACGGUGAGGUGUCCCCACGGAGACGAGACCAGGAGAGCAGUCAGACGACUUGACAAGAUGUUGCUAAGGCUGCAGACAGAACUGAGAGCCAGAAGAAUAGAGCAGUCCACUCUCACACUCACCUCACAGGGGGGACGUCAAGGGGCUUCUCGGCUCUCUGAAAGUCAGAGAAUGGAGGUGGAGAAGAAGGUUUCAGGCUAUUUAGAGGGUCUCCGUCUUACUAACACCUCCGCAAUCACAUCAAGAGGCUUUUUGCCAUGUCUACAGGAUCCACAGCCCACAAAGACACCUCACAGGUUCCACACCGGAGAACCUGGCCUGGACGUGACAGCUGGGAAGCUCCAGGCAUCGACAGCUCUGGAUGAGCUGAGGGAGAGGGCGGCUGUACUGCGGUGGCAGCUGGAACGAUUGAGGCAAAAUAUGAGAAUGGAAAUGCAGAGACAGGCCGGCACAAUGGAGAGGAUGGUUCUCAUCCCACCAAUUAAGAGAUAAAUACAUUUUUUGUGUCACUGUAUGCACUGGGUUCCUGACAUAAAGUUGGACAGGCUGCAUUUUGAGUCCCUAAUUAAGGUGAACAUGUUAGUGUUUGAAUUAAAACUCUAACUUAUGGAUGUUCUGCAUUAGAGAAUCAAUUUCUUAUGUAUUUAAAAAUGACUGCCGCUGUGUGAAUGUCUGUGUGCAUAGAAAAUAAAGAAUCUUCAAGGCCA
Molecule: messenger RNA, 1668 nt
Organism: Cyprinus carpio (common carp)
Lineage: Eukaryota; Metazoa; Chordata; Actinopteri; Cypriniformes; Cyprinidae
Product: tubulin epsilon and delta complex protein 1-like
Source: RefSeq, a predicted model, not a curated record